CGCGUCGCGUCCAGAUAUGAGAUAGCUAAGUUUAGACAAUCAGCGUCAGCGAUGGAAUUAACGGAAGAUGUGAAACCCAUUUUUACUGCCGACGCCCCAUUUAUGACAGAUGCCGACAGGCGAGGUGGAAGAAUAUUGAUCCACAGAGGAUAUAGAUAUGUCCGCAGCAACACUUCACGCUUUAGGAUAUAUUGGCGAUGUGCAAGACCUGGCUGUGGUGAAACAAUAAUUACAAAUCGGUUUGACAUUAAUCAUUCAAAUCCUGAUAUUGAUAUUCAACGACAACCUCUUGGGGAUCACACACAUGAAUCCGAUGAUAAUCAAAUUUGCCGCCGACAAUUUGUUGAUGAAACUACAGCAUUGAUUAAAAGUGAUCCAACUCUUACUAUAAGGAGAGCAUAUGACAUUGUUUCAGACAGACACCACCAUUCACCAGAUAUACAUGUCCAUGUACCUGCAUUUAAAAGCAUCAGAAGCCGGCUUCGACGAGCUCGUUUGGCACACCCAUUUAGAACUUAUCAACCAAUACGUAUGGCUAGGCAAAUUACUGAUGAUCAAGGUGAAAUAGAAAGCAGCGACCAAGUUGAGAUAAGAAUGGAUAGUUUGAAGUUACUUGUGAUGAAUGCAAGACAAGUGGUUCAGGUUUGUAAUGGUGGUGAGACAUGCCUUACUGGAGAUAACAUGAAAAGCCUGGCCAUAAUACAACAGAAUGACACAGAUGGUGUUGACAUCGUAGUUGGAAGAGAUGGGAAUAUCAUAGCGAUUGAUCACAGCAGUGUUAUCCAGAGUCAAUAUGGAGCAUGUGAAUUUGAUGAGGUUCUUGAUGCUACUAAUAUGUGUGUAAUUCCAGGUUUGAUUGAUGGUCAUACCCAUCCUGUGUGGGCUGGAGAUAGAGUCCAUGAAUUUGCAAUGAAGCUAGCUGGUGCUUCAUACAUGGAUGUUCAUAAGGCAGGUGGUGGUAUACAUUUCACAGUUAACCACACACGGAAUGCAAGUGAUGAUGAUCUAUAUAACCUUCUCAAGGAGAGAUUACAAAGCAUGUUAAGAUGUGGGACUACUACUGUAGAGUGUAAGAGUGGUUAUGGAUUGGAUGCAGAUACUGAAAUUAAGAUGUUGAGAGUAUUAGAACAAGCCAAGAGAGAUAUCCCUAUUGAGAUAUCAAGCACCUACUGUGGAGCACAUGCUGUUCCAAAAGGAAUGACAGUACAGGAGGCUACUCAGGAUAUUAUUAAUGUACAGAUACCAAGAAUACAGGAGCUGAUGAAUAAAGGAGAUCUGCAAGUAGAGAACAUUGAUGUCUUUUGUGAUAAAGGUCUCUUUGAAGUUGAAGAGACUAAGAGUAUCCUUGAGGCUGGUAUGAAGGCAGGAAUGGCAAUCAAUAUCCAUGGUGAUGAGCUACACUAUGUCAAGGCUGCUGAGCUAGCAGCUAGUCUUGGUGCCCGAGCAGUCUCUCAUCUAGAAGAAGUUUCUGAUGCUGGUAUUAAAUCCAUGGCUGAGGCAGGUUCUGUAGCUGUACUACUACCAACCACUGCAUACAUCCUGAGGCUCAAGCCUCCUCCAGCAAGGAAAAUGAUCAGUGAAGGUGUACCUGUAGCGCUAGGCUCAGAUUUUAACCCAAAUGCUUACUGCCUCUCAAUGCCUUUGACCAUGCACAUGGCCUGUGUGACAUUCCGUAUGUCACUAGAAGAGGUUUUGGUGGCUGCUACAAUCAAUGCAGCAAAGUCUAUAGGAAGGUCAGCAACACAUGGGUCACUGGAACCUGGAAAAGUGGCUGACAUGCUUAUAAUCAAUGCCCCAAGAUGGGAACACUUAAUCUAUCAAAUGGGACGUCAUCAAGAGCUGUUGAAGACAGUGAUUAAGAAAGGAGAAAUUGUGCAUUUCAGUUUGAUCUAGAUGUCUGAUAAACUCUUCAACAUGGUAACCACUGACAAAGAAUGUGUGACCAAGAGGCUGUGCCAUAAAGCUCUUUUAAAGCUUCUAGAAUAUAGUCAUUAUUUAGCUCAUCCGGCCCGAAGGGCAAGAUGAGCUUAUGCCAUGGCGUGGCGUCCGUCCACAAUUUCAAAAUGCUACU
Lytechinus variegatus (green sea urchin) is the source of this 2071-nucleotide messenger RNA. RefSeq names its product probable imidazolonepropionase. The record is from RefSeq and is a predicted model, not a curated record. Gene Ontology annotation, cellular component: cytoplasm. Bases 52 to 1893 code for a protein of 613 amino acids. The transcript is spliced from 11 exons. Gene Ontology annotation, molecular function: imidazolonepropionase activity. NCBI's taxonomy places the organism in Eukaryota, Metazoa, Echinodermata, Echinoidea, Temnopleuroida, Toxopneustidae.